Daucus carota subsp. sativus is the source of this 1902-nucleotide messenger RNA. Its product is annotated as AAA-ATPase At4g30250. Lineage: Eukaryota; Viridiplantae; Streptophyta; Magnoliopsida; Apiales; Apiaceae. Gene Ontology annotation, molecular function: ATP hydrolysis activity; ATP binding. The record is from RefSeq and is a predicted model, not a curated record. The transcript is spliced from 2 exons. Bases 127 to 1680 code for a protein of 517 amino acids.
UCCAGAGAGUUUAUUAAGUCCCUUGCAUGUUUAACAACUUCUCCAGGACUCAAAAGUCGCCCUAUAUAUAAAUCUUUUUAUACAGGCUAACAAACCCUUCAACUCAAAAAUCACACAAGCUCAAAGAUGGAGAUUUUAUCACAAAUGUGGUCAUUCUUAGGCCUCCUCACAGUGUUACAAAACAUCUUGCCUACUCAAAUUCUUUCUCUUCUCCACUCUUUCUAUGAGUCUCUUCAGGACUUGUUUAGUCCUUAUUCGACCUUCGAAAUUCCUGAAUUUAAUGGCUACUGCAACGUCGAUGUUAACGAACUCUACCGCCAUGUCAACCUCUAUCUCAACUCUGUCAAUCCCUCCACCACCUGCCGCCGCCUCACGCUCUCUAGGUCCAAAUCGUCCAACCGGAUUUCAUUCACCGUGGCGCCUAAUCACACUGUCCGCGACACUUUUUCAGGGCACCGCGUGUCGUGGACACACAAUGUGGAGACGGUGCAGGAUUCGGUGGACGAGAAGCGUAGCUUCACCCUCAAGUUACCUAAACGCCAACGCGCAGUAAUAUUGUCAGCGUACCUCGAACAUGUGACCUCUCGUGCACAGGAGUUCGAGAGAGUGUCGAGGGAGAGGAGGCUCUUCACUAAUAGCGGACAUGCUGGCUCGUUCGAGUCAGGAUGGUCCGCCGUGCCUUUUCGCCAUCCUUCUACAUUUGAAACCCUGGCCUUAGAGCCGGAGCUCAAAAAACAUAUAACGGAGGACUUGACUGCGUUUUCGCAGGGAAAAGAAUUUUAUCAUAAAAUUGGACGUGCAUGGAAACGCGGUUAUUUGUUGCAUGGCCCGCCCGGAUCAGGAAAAUCAAGCCUCAUUGCGGCUAUGGCAAAUUACCUUUGUUAUGAUGUGUAUGAUCUUGAAUUGAGCAAGGUAUCGGAUAAUUCCGAGCUCAGAUCUUUGCUGAUCCAAACCACAAACCGAUCAAUCAUCGUUAUAGAAGAUAUUGACUGUUCUACUGAUCUAACCGGAGACAGGGUUUCCAAAAAAGUUAAAUUGUCAUCAACAAACAAAUUCCGUCAGGCAAACAUGGAUCCCUGUGAGGAUAACGGCCGGGUAACUUUAUCAGGCUUGUUAAAUUUCACAGACGGCUUAUGGUCUUGCUGCGGAGAAGAAAGACUAAUUGUGUUCACUACAAAUUAUCGCAAUAACGUUGAUCCGGCCCUUGUCAGAUGUGGGCGCAUGGACGUGCAUGUCAGCUUAGGCCCUUGUAACAUGUACGCUUUCAAGACCUUGGUGAAGAACUACUUGAAAGUGGAGACUCACCCGCUGUUUGAUGUGGUGGAGAGUUGCAUUAGGUCCGGCGGGGCCCUCGUUCCGGCUCAAGUAGGAGAGAUCUUGUUGAGGAACAGACGUGACGCUGAUGUGGCGAUCAAGGGGGUGGUGUUGGCAAUGCAGGCCAAGAUAUUGGGUGGUGACAUGGAGGCGGUGGAGGGUGGGUUGGAAUUUGAUUAUAGUUCAGGGGCUUCGGAGAGUUUGGAGCUGAGGUUGAUGGAGUCCCCGGAGAACUCAGAUGGGUCGCCGGUUAGGAACGGUGGGAAGAAGAGAAGGACAGAGGGGUCGAGUUGGGACAGGAAGGUUAAGUUUCUGGCGAGGCUCAAGUCUUUGUCUAAAUCCGACACUGAAAGAAGAGGUGUCUAAUUGUAAUGUAUUAACUCCUAAGUUAUUGAUUUCGUGAACCGGGUUUCUACUUUCUGCUUCCAAAUUCAGUCAAAAAGACUGUAGAAAAGAAAGGAAGCUAUCUGACGAAGAGUAUAGUGAAUAAGUUAGUAGUGCUAAAUAUUUUCAGAUUCUAUAUUUAAAAAAAACUACUAGAUUAUAACCUUGCCGGGUGAUUAAUAAUAUUUAUAAUUUUAUUCUGUA